CCAUAAAAAGCGAAUGCUUUUCAUCAAAUAUAUCAUUUGCGCGUUGAUAAUUAAGUGCAUAUGUUAAACAAAACAUAUAGUAUUUAGGGAACUGUUGUUUAACUUAACAAUAAAGUUUAAUUGUUUAAGAGAAGAAGAUAUUUAUUCAAAGCUGGUUUUUGCAUAGCACGGCACGAGCAUGGCUGAAUAUUUGGCGUCUAUUUUCGGCACCGAAAAGGAUAAAGUAAAUUGCUCAUUUUACUUCAAAAUUGGAGCGUGCCGCCAUGGCGACCGUUGUUCACGUAUUCACAAUAAACCAACGUUUUCGCAAACCGUGCUACUCCAGAAUCUCUACGUAAACCCGCAGAAUUCAGCCAAGUCAGCAGAUGGAUCACAUUUAGUGGCGAAUGUUUCUGAUGAAGAAAUGCAGGAACAUUACGAUAAUUUUUUUGAGGAUGUUUUUGUUGAGUGUGAGGACAAGUAUGGCGAAAUUGAAGAGAUGAAUGUUUGCGAUAAUUUAGGAGAUCACCUAGUAGGUAACGUCUACAUUAAAUUCCGCCAUGAACAAGAUGCAGAAAAGGCGGCAAAUGAUUUAAAUAAUCGUUGGUUUGGAGGCAGACCAGUAUAUUCCGAGUUAUCACCUGUUACCGACUUCCGCGAAGCUUGUUGCCGUCAGUACGAAAUGGGUGAAUGUACACGAUCUGGAUUUUGCAAUUUCAUGCAUUUAAAACCGAUUUCAAGAGAACUUCGAAGGUAUCUCUACUCUCGUCGACGACGAUCGCGUUCCCGAUCACGUUCUCCACGUCGUCGUCGUUCCCGUUCACGCGAUCGACGCCGUUCUCGUAGUCGCGAAGGCCGUGGUGGCGGUAGUGGUGACGGUCGGAAAGGACGGUAUUAAGAGAUAACCACUUUUGCCGUAACGUUCCCAGAUUCCCAGGGUGCUUUAAAGCUGAAUAUAGCUUUAUUCCCCCUUAAUGAUAUCCUCCUUUUGCACUAUGUAUUCGGUAAAGUCAAAUCAAAUAAAAUGAUGAUUUACUUUAAAUAA
Messenger RNA from Zeugodacus cucurbitae (melon fly), 1024 nucleotides. It is a transcript of the gene U2af38, whose product is annotated as splicing factor U2af 38 kDa subunit. The transcript is spliced from 3 exons. The coding region runs from base 179 to 877 and encodes 232 amino acids. The record is from RefSeq and is a predicted model, not a curated record. Gene Ontology annotation, biological process: mRNA splicing, via spliceosome. Gene Ontology annotation, molecular function: metal ion binding; pre-mRNA 3'-splice site binding. Lineage: Eukaryota; Metazoa; Arthropoda; Insecta; Diptera; Tephritidae. Gene Ontology annotation, cellular component: spliceosomal complex; U2AF complex.